UGGCUGGCUCGCAUGCCGCCAUGAACAAACCAAGGGCACCAAGGGCACGUGACUUAGAGCAACUUUUCCCAGGCCCGGAGUUGGCGUGGUUGGCGGCACAGAAGUUGGCGGAAUCACAGCAGUCGAGUUGCUCCGGGCGUUCGGUUGCUCUUUCGUCUCCGUCAACAACGCGCCUCGGGCGCCUCGGUUCAGUACUUCGGCGACCUCCGACAUUUCUUCGCCACAUCCGUUGCGCCUGGAAUUGGUUGAGUUAGCACUGCGUAAUUAGCGCCACUUUGAAACCGAACCUUGUCAAUUGUCGUGAAGUGUUUAUGUGAUGUAAUGCAGCCUGCGUAUGUGCUUGCGUAUGAUCUGCCCGAAGCAGCUGGGCUGCGGUCAAAGUGAGCGAGCGGGAGGCCCAUGUGCAAACAGUGUCACGGGCAUUGUCGAGUAGGACGGGGAGGUGUUUCGGACAGCUGAUAAUGACGGAUCGAAGUUCCUUCUCUCCAUGACGCCCCUGCUGUGCUCGACGGAAUCAUGAACACAACGACGGAAGUGAAGCUCUGCCUGCUCGGAGAGUCGGGAGUGGGCAAGUCCAGCAUCCUCCAACGUUUCGUGUAUAACACUUUCAAUCCCAACGCAGAAAGCACCAUUGGGGCCUCAUUCAUGAUGAAGAACAUGGUUUUACAUGAUCGCACCCUCAAAUUCAACAUCUGGGACACUGCUGGUCAAGAAAGGUACCGAGCCCUGGCACCCAUGUACUAUAGGGGAGCUGCAGCAGCCAUCAUUGUUUAUGACAUUACAUCACAAGACAGUUUUGCUGCAGUGCAGAGCUGGGUGCGAGAGCUGCAGGCACACGGCGAGCACAACAUUGCCCUGGGGAUCGCUGGCAACAAGUGCGACCUUCAAGACUACAGAGAGGUCUCUUACGCCACUGGGGAGUCGUAUGCCCAGCAAAUUAAUGCCGUCUUUGUCGAGACAAGUGCCCUCAGAGCUACCAACAUUCAGGAGCUGUUCAUGGGAAUAGCAUCCAAGGUGCCCCAGGUACAGGCCUCGAAGCCACCAGAGCUCAAGCUGAGCCUCCGGGGCUCCACGCAGAAAAAAUGCUGCUGACAGUCGGGCUUUGUGCGCCGAAACUUGUCCUCUAAUACUGCAUAAGCUCACGACUCCUGCCGAAAAGCCUUUUGAAGGCCAUCAAGCUCGUGCUACAAAUGGUUCACUCAGUAGUAUUUGAGAAUAUGUGCCUAAAAUCUUGCGAUACACCUGCGACGAAGUGGGAGACUUCCUUAUUUUAGGCGGUGAUAGUGUAAUAAUGCCAGGCAGUUUUUAGUGGACUGUGUUUGUAAAAAUGUUUUUAUGGUCAUAAUGUUGGUGCUGUGCUGUUGAUGCCACCUUUAUUUUGUUACAUGCUUUGUUUGCCAAACAUUUUGAUUUUCAACUCCUUGAAUUUCGUCACUGACAUAGUGACAAAAUUAAUUUGAAAGUGAUUUUUAGGGUUUAGAAUACAAUUGCAUUUUAGCUCUGUCAGUUGUUGGGCUUUAUGGUCAUAAAUGAAGUGAAAGGUGUCACAUGCUUAUAUAAGUACUCAUUUUUUUUUUGUCUGCACAAAACAGGCAUUUGGCUAGGGAAUGUGACUGAACACAACGAAAGGAAGCCAUUGCAGAGAUUCACAGAAAGACGCGUUACUAUAAUCGUAAUGUCGCCCAUGUGAUUUUGUCCUUUUUCAGAGCUCUAGUGGGGAAGGGAGGGAUUGAUUGUCUUCUCUUUUCUCGGCACGAAGGGAAAGGGUGCCAGACAUUGAUAGCCUGUUUUAUAUACAGGGUGUCACAAAAGAAAAUUUACGGGGUUUUUUUUACCGCAGAAAUAAACUAGACAUCGCCGAACGCUCGUUCUCCGCCCGAAGGUAGCUCAGGAGGUCGCAACCAGAUGCCAAAGUUUCAGCCCGAUCCGAUGUGCCAUAGAGCCCCAUGUGUUUGAAAACACCGUCGGCCGCCAUUUUCUCAUUCAAAUUUUCAGAAAAUCGCUUAUAACUUUUGAUUAAUUUAUCGGAUCGGAUGGAAACUUUGGCACCUGGUUGCGACCUCUAGCGCUACCUUUAGGCGGAGAAUGAGCGUUCGGCGAUGCCUAGUUUAUUUUUGCGGAAAUAAAAACCGUGUAAAUUUUCUUUAGUGACAUCCUGUACAAGUGGGGUGCAUGUGCAAAUAACCUGUGUAAUUUUCAGACACAUACAGUUCUGUGAUAACGAGGCAGGAGACAUUCCUGCUCUUUCAGAGUAAUUGUCCUCCCUCAUUUUAUAAAAAAAAACAAAAACUGAGAAAUGGUGCUUUAAAACUUUACAAUACUAUAGAUGUACUAUACUUCCUUGUUAUAUAACAGACUUUUAGUAGAUCAUCCCGAUACCUUUGAUAACAAUACCCUAUAACGAUAUGAUGCAUGCGCAAAGGUGUCAGUGGAGUAUCGGGUAUUGUUAUUGGAGUCAUCAGAACAAUCUACUAAAACUAUCUAAUGAAAUGUUUUACAUAUCGAGUAUACUUUUACUGAUAUACCUCCAUCCCAAAGCAUGCUCAGAAUAAAUGUUAAUUAUUUUGUCCGAGUGCAAGCUUUCGAAGGACUAACAAUUUCUGCAGUGUAAAUGCAAUAAAUCAAUUUUUUUCUUUUUCUUAAAUUGAGAAGAUUGUAACUGUGAUUAGUUGUAAAUAGGAGUGUCCCAAAAUAACCCCAGCAAUAUCACACAUGUUACUGUACCGUAAUGGAACUGAAACUCAGCAACAUAACACGCUGAACACAAACACCUCUAAAAUCAAGGCAUGCCUUGAAUUUAGUGCACAGCACUAAAUUCAAGGCAUGUGGGCAAGAGCAAACAGCCACUGUAGUACAAAUCUAUAUCUUGCGAGAAUGCUUGCACCGCAUGCAGCCCAAUAUAUGCUCCCCAUUUAUAGCAGGAUGCUUCAAAACCAUUUGCCAGGAGUACCAUAUUGGGAAAACCAAUCAUCACUAAUAUGUGCACUUUGUAGCUUGAAAAAGUGAUUUUGUUACAUACAAUGAGGGACUAGUGUAUUUCCUGUUCAGUGAAAAAAUAUAUUUUAUGCGAUGCCCCACAUCUUUGGUAUGCUUAACUGAGGAGUCGUCCUUUCAAAAAUGCAAACAAAAAUGUCAUGUUUAUAGCAGUGUAGCCUCGCAAGUAAAGCUUAGCAAUUUAUCCGGCAGCCUAAGUCUAUGAGAUGCCAUGUGGACUCCACUGCCAACAUCCCUUAACAGGGACACGGGAGCUUCUAUUCCUUCGUGGCAUAUUCUCUAAUGCACUUUUUAUUUACCGCACAAGGUACACCGUGAAAAUUUGUGUCAGUCGUGGGAUCCGUUUCUAAAAUGGGUCCUUUUGAAAACGUUGGAAACCAGGCGUUUUUCAAGCGGUCUCGUAUAUUGUCUAGAAGGCCGAGACUGUUUGGAAUCCUUUAAAGUGCCUUGAUAAAUUUAGAAAGUUUUGUGGGAUUAGUUAAAUAGUGCUUGCUAUUAGUGAUUAAAUAUAGAGCCAAUUUCAAGACAAUCAAGAAUGAUGCGGUAUUUUUGUCAUAUGUAAAAGAAUUGUGAAGAAAUUUUAAAUGUACGCUGUCCCAGAAAGCAAGGUGCUCAACACUUUGGUGUGGAGCUUGGAUGGUUUUCGUAAAGUCAGCUCUUGGUGGUCAAAUGGGCAGCUACCAGAUAAUGAAACCAGUUUUUAAACGGGUUUUCUGGAGCUGCAACUAAGAAUUUGGACGACUGCGCGCAAAAUGGCAUUGUUCACAGGGCCUCACUGUGUUUGAUAGAUCUCUGGGAUGUUGGAAAAGUUUAACUGUACUUGCACAAAUGUGGAUGACUGCCACUUUGAAAAAGCGCAAUGUAAGGAGGUGCAACUUGCAAUAAAUAUUUGCAACUCUUA
Messenger RNA from Ixodes scapularis (black-legged tick), 3895 nucleotides. Its product is annotated as ras-related protein Rab-22A. The record is from RefSeq and is a predicted model, not a curated record. Gene Ontology annotation, molecular function: GTPase activity; GTP binding. The transcript has 7 exons. The coding region runs from base 517 to 1092 and encodes 191 amino acids. NCBI's taxonomy places the organism in Eukaryota, Metazoa, Arthropoda, Arachnida, Ixodida, Ixodidae.